Indicator indicator is the source of this 1521-nucleotide messenger RNA. RefSeq names its product fascin actin-bundling protein 2, retinal (gene FSCN2). Gene Ontology annotation, biological process: establishment or maintenance of cell polarity; actin filament bundle assembly; cell migration. Gene Ontology annotation, molecular function: protein-macromolecule adaptor activity; actin filament binding. The transcript is spliced from 5 exons. NCBI's taxonomy places the organism in Eukaryota, Metazoa, Chordata, Aves, Piciformes, Indicatoridae. Gene Ontology annotation, cellular component: actin cytoskeleton; cytoplasm. The record is from RefSeq and is a predicted model, not a curated record. The coding region runs from base 1 to 1521 and encodes 506 amino acids.
AUGCCAACGAAUGGGAUCCACCAGGUCCUGAAGAUCCAGUUUGGUCUGAUCAACUGCGAGAGCCGGUAUCUGACGGCAGAGAGCUUCGGCUACAAGGUGAACGCCUCAGCGCCAAGCCUCAAGCGGAAGCAGAUCUGGACGCUGGAGCAGGAUGAAGCCGACAGCUCGGUUGUCUUCCUCAAGAGCCACCUGGGCCGGUACCUGGGUGCUGACAAGGAUGGGAAAGUGCGGUGUGAGGCCGAGCAGCCGGGCCGGGAUGAACGUUUCAGCAUCAUCACCCAGUCGGACGGGCGCUGGGCGCUGCAGUCGGCCCCGCACCGGCGUUUCUUUGGUGGCCGGGAGGAUCGCCUGUCCUGCUUCGCCCCCAGCGUGACGGAGGGCGAGCUCUGGACCGUGCACUUGGCCAUGCACCCCCAGGCCAACCUGCUGAGCGUCAGCCGCCGCCGCUACGCCCAUCUCAGCGCCCACGAGGAUGAAAUUGCCACCGAUAGCAACUUGCCAUGGGGAGUGGAUGCCCUCAUCACCCUCUGCUUCCAGGACAAGAAGUACAGCCUGCGCACCGCCGACGAGCGCUACCUGCGCUGCGAUGGCACGCUGGUGCCCGAGCCUGGCGCCGGCACCGGCUACACCCUCGAGUUCAAGGCAGGAAAACUCGCUUUCAAGGACUGUGAUGGGAAAUACCUGGCACCCACAGGGCCCACUGGCACCCUCAAGUCCGGCCGCAGCUCCAAGCCGGGCAAAGAUGAACUCUUUGACCUGGAGGAGAGUCAUCCCCAGGUGGUUUUCACAGCGGCCAAUGGCAGAUAUGUCUCUAUCCGGCAGGGCGUCAACGUCUCAGCGAACCAGGAUGAGGAGCUGAACCACGAGACCUUCCAGCUCCAGAUUGACCGUGACACCAACAAGUGCAGCCUCCACACCAACACUGGCAGCUACUGGACCCUCGUGGCCCAUGGGGGCAUCCAGGCUGUGGCCACUGAAGUCGGUGCCAACACCAUGUUUGACAUCGAGUGGCGUGGGCGGCGGGUGGCCCUGCGCGCCAGCAAUGGCCGUUACGUCUGCACGAAGAGGAACGGGCAGCUGGCAGCCGUCAGCGAUACUGUAGGUAAGUGCCAAGGGUGGGCAGGGAGUCCUGGCAUUGAUCCCCCAGGGGAGGACGAGGAGUUCACUCUGAAGCUGAUCAACCGCCCGAUGCUGGUGCUGCGAGGUGAGCAUGGAUUCGUCUGCUACCACCGUGGCUCCAACCUGCUCGACUCCAACCGCUCCGUCUAUGACGUCUUCCACAUCAGCUUCAGCGAUGGCGCCUACCAGAUCCAAGGCCAGGGAGGGAAGUUCUGGUACGUGGCAAGCAGUGGGUCGGUGUGCAGUGAUGGAGACCUCUCCGAGGAUUUCUUCUUCGAGUUCCGGGAGCGGGGCCGCGUUGCCAUUAAAGCCAAGAACGGGAGGUACUUGCGCGGGGACCCCGCCGGCACCCUGCGUGCUGACAGUGAGUCCGUGCUGCGGGCCACGCUCUGGGAGUACUGA